Messenger RNA from Dunckerocampus dactyliophorus (ringed pipefish), 5880 nucleotides. RefSeq names its product class I histocompatibility antigen, F10 alpha chain-like. Lineage: Eukaryota; Metazoa; Chordata; Actinopteri; Syngnathiformes; Syngnathidae. Gene Ontology annotation, biological process: immune response. The transcript is spliced from 9 exons. Gene Ontology annotation, cellular component: external side of plasma membrane. The record is from RefSeq and is a predicted model, not a curated record. The coding region runs from base 813 to 1859 and encodes 348 amino acids.
AACGUCAUCAAACGUGGACAUUAGGAUAUAGGAUUAACCCUGGAAACUCGAAAAAAUCUCGUGGCGGUGAUGGCGAGCUCCCAGAGAAGGCGACGGCUGAAAGCUGAGUGAGACUCGGCAGCUGGAACACAGAUCAUUUUGAAUUCCUGGUAGGACACCUGAGGAUUUGGCGUCUUGCAGAAAGAAGUAAGAGGACCACCAUUCACCAUUCACACAGAACUCUGCCACUUUUUUGUGUUCUGUCAAAUUCAUGGACCAAAACAAGCUGUGGAACUGUCUCGUGCAAUUCAUCUGAAUCUGGUAGAAAAGCCCUGGUUUAUAAUUUCUAACUUUUACUUGAAACUGAUGCCAUAUUUGCUGUAUAUGUUUGCUUUUGCCCAAUGAAAAAAAAAGAAGCUUGGUUACAAAAUUGGCCAAUCAGAUACCACGUGAUUUCUCCGAAACCCACUCAAGGAUUUUACCUGAUGUGGCCACAAGGGGCGCUGUAUAGUGAGUACAGACUUCUUGUUGUUUUUCAGCUCAUAAUUGAAUUUAAUGGGAAAAAAUACACAACAUAAUCUAUACUUUACACAUUACUUCAAAUUACGUCUAAAAUAAACCAUAUCCGCCUUUCUGUCAAGACACAGAGAACUGCAAACUCACUGUCAGCGUUCCCUGGUAGUAAGUGACGUCAUGUGCGAGCUAUAUUUUCAUUGGCUUAGCUCACAUUUACUGUCAUGUCAUGUUUGCUAGUCAAGCUAGUGUUGUUACUUUGUCUUUCUCUGCAAGAUUAAACCUAACGUCUUUUUAUUCUGCACUUGUGACAGCUGAUUAUGGACUUACUUUUCUUCUUUAUUCUGGCUGUGGAAAUACACAGCGUGGCGCCCGAGAUUCACACAGUGAAGUAUUUUGACACAGUGUCCUCUCAAGCGCCGAACUUCCCAGAUUAUGUGGUGGUUGGUUAUGUCGAUGAUGUUGAGGUAUUUCACUAUGACAGCAACAGCAGGAAAGCGGAAGCCAAACAGGACUGGAUGAACAAAAUCACAGCAGAGGAUCCACAUUACUGGGAGAGCCACACAGAGAUUGGUCUUCGCCAUGAGCAUGUGUUCAAAGACUACAUUGAAGUUUAUAAGAAGCGCUUCAACCAAACUGGAGGUGUUCACAUUCUGCAGAAGAUGCUCGGCUGUGAAUGGAAUGAUGAGACCAACGACGUUAAAGGUUGGGAACAGUACGCCUAUGAUGGCGAAGACUUCAUAUCAUUGGACACGAAGACAUGGACAUAUACCGCAGCAAAACCACAAGCUGUCCCCACCAAACAUGAGUGGGACCAUAACAUAGCUCGACUAGACUACACUAAGUAUUACCACACUGAACGUUGUCCUGACUACUUGAAGAAGUAUGUGAACUUUGGGAGGAGCGUCCUAAUGAGAACAGAGCUUCCAGAGGUGUCUCUGCUCCAGAAGACACCGUCCUCUCCGGUCAGCUGCUUUGCGACAGGUUUCUACCCCGACAGAGCAGACUUGUUUUGGAGGAAAGACGGCGAGGAGCUCCACGAGGACGUGGAAUAUGGAGAGAUACUUCCCAACCAUGAUGGAACCUUCCAGAUGUCAGCGGACCUGAAAGUGGAGGUGACGGCUGACGUGGAGGGCAAGUAUGAAUGUGUGUUUCAGUUAUCUGGUGUCAAGGAGGAUAUGAUCACCAAGCUGGAGAGAAGAAGCAUCCUGAGCAACGCAAGCAAUAAAGAUUACUUUAUUGCCGCUGUCACCGCCACGAUUGUGGUCCUUGCAGCAGUGGUUCUCCUGGCGGCCAUCAUCAUUGUCAAGCGUCACAAGAACAGACAAGCCAAUUACAAUCCAGCUGAUUCCUGCGCUUCUGGGUGAAGCUACAAGACGCAGCUGCGGCCAAUUUUUAUUUUUUUUUGUCAGCACCACCAUUUAGUACCAUAGCAGCUGCAGGGAAAUGUUGGAUUAUUGCUUGGCUGUAAUUUUGUACUUUUUGGUCCUCCUCUAUUAAAUGUUAUAUUUUUGUAAUCACCACCUACCGCCUUCUCUGAAAAUACAUUCCUGGGGAUCAUAACAGACGAAAAAAUGAGUUGGAAAUCUCAUAUUAAAAAUAUACAACAAAAGGUGGCGAGAAAUACUUCCAUAUUGCAUAAAGCAAAACUUGUUCUUGAUAAAAAAUGACUCCACACUCUUUACUGUUCUUUGGUAUUAUCAUAGCUGACGUAUUGUGUGGAGAUAUAGGGUAAUAAUUAUAAAAUCAAUCUUCACUCACUCACUGUACUGUAAAAAAGAUCUGUGAGGAUCAUUCAUAAUGCCAAGUAUAGAGAACAUAAAAACCCUUUAUUUUUAAAAUCACAGAUAUUAAAAUUUGCAGAUUUAGUAAAUUUUCAAACUGCUAAAAUAAUGCAUGAAGUUAACAAUAACUUGUUACCCAAAAACCUCAUACAGUAUUUCUCGAUAAGAGAGGAGAAAUAUGAUCUUAGAGGAAAAUUAAACUUAAAACAUUUAUACGCAAGAACUACGCUGAAAACCCACAGCAUUUCUGGAUGUGGAAUUAAAUUAUGGAACGGAUUGAGUAAGGAACUCAAACAAUGUACCAAGACGAGUGAAUUCAAAAAACAAUACAAGCAGUUGAUGUUUGCUAAAUACAAGGCAGAAGAGUCUUGGUUAUUAUACUUAUUGUUGUGUCAUGCUUGUUUUUAUAUUGUUUUUAUUAUUUAUUUAUUAUUACACUGAUUAUUAUAUGGAGUAAUAUGACAUGGAAUGCAGGAAGUGAAUAAUAUGUACUGUACAAGAUGCGAAAUGGAUGGGGGGUACGAUUAAAUAAGCUUAGCUUCUUCCUACUCCUUUUGGACAUGUGGAACUGUGAAAUGAUUCAUGAGAUGAAUUCCAUUGUAACCUUCAUGCAUGUUCAAAUCAAAUCAAACCAAAUCUCUGCAUCCCGGGGUCCACAUUCAGUGUGCACAUUUAUCAAGAAUGUAUUCAUGUCAGGAAGUAGAAGAGCAGCACUCUGCUUCUUGACAUAUUUGACACUCAAAGCAUGGAUUCUCUCUCCUCUUGAGGUGCCACCGUAACGCUACAUUGGUUCGCCUCUCCUCCCCAACCCUCCUGUGUAGUUUGACAUUGACAUUCUCCUCCAAUUUUGGAUCAUCACUUGUGUGACUGUGACUGUUACAACACAAAGAUUAGUUCCAGCUCCAGUAACCCUCCAGCUGCCCGGCUCUAUUUGUCAUUGUUGGCUCGCAAUGAAAGAGACAAGCUAGCAAGCCCUAAAAUUAAAGGCAUUUCUAAAUUGUGAAAUGUAUAGGUACUCACCACUAAUGAAUGCUAAUGAAAGAAGGUUAACAGAACACAUGGAGUCCAAGUCACGACCUGUUGUUGGGCUACAUCCACCUCCCUCCAAAGCUAGUGGUGGUACGCUGCUCCACAUGCCGCUGGGUCAUCCCGGCUAGCAGUCCGAGAUAAUGCAGGCGAUCAUCCAACGCUGUGUCUACAUAAACCACACUGCUUGCUUAUCGUCAUUCCAGUACGCAUCAAAUGUCUUCACUGUUGGCAAGAUGUUGACAAAGCCUUUCAUUGUUAUGAAAUGCAAGCGUCAACCUAGUUUUGUGAUGGAAUCCUUGAAGAGUGGUGAAAAAUCAUGAAACAAAAAGAUCAUGAGGACAUAAAUAUGAAUGUCUAUCCACUGAUCUGUGUUAUAAAUGUAUUUGUAUCAUUUUUCACGUUUUUAAGUAAAACCCGCUGAGUUUUCGCAUUUCCUGAUUAAAUACAGGCCAGAAACCAAUGCACAAUCACUCACAAACUGGCUUGUGUGGCUCAUGACCGUUUAAUGUAAGUGUAUGACGUCAUUACGUAUUCUUUCUCAUCGGACAGUUAAAGCGUAGGUGUAAAUCUGACUCCAAAGGAGUCAUUGCCUCCCCGCAUGUCGCUGCUAUUGUGGUACUGUACCUACUUGGAGGUCAUUUUGGUUACUUUUGUGUUGCAACAUUUGUUUGAGUAUUUUAUUUCCUCUUUUUUCACAAGGAUCAGAAGUUAUUUUUAAGUCCGGCAAGUUGCAGUAUUCCAGUGUUAUAAAGUACUGGCCGAAGUAAGCACUACAGAAGCCAAUGUUAUAAAUUCAAACAGAAAUAAGUUGCCAGGUGGGUUGCAUGACCAGCCUUGCUCAAGGUAGGUAAACCCCGUGCCACAACCAAGUGCUAAAAUGCCUAGCUGCUGAAGUUGAGAACAAGAGGGUAACCACCAAGGCCAUGUCCCUAAAAACCCAGACUACCUUCCAGCUAACAGCAUUCAUUCAGGAAGGAGAGAAGCAGCGGACCAACCCAUCUCCACCAGACUCGUGCUCACUGGAUUCGACGGGGCAAUUCAGAUUGACCAAAUUGGUCAGAAGCUCAACUUUUCACCUGAAAUCGCAGUGACCAACCUGUGCCCAGUGCUCGUCUGGACUAAAUCCUGCCAGCAGGUCUUCAUUGCUAAUAGUCCCAUGGGAGGGGGCCAUCUGAAGGUAAAUGUGCGCCCGGAGGAGGUGGGCUGCAGGGUCUUGUAGCCAGUUCCACAACAAGGCUCUUAAAAGAGGUCAGCAUCAGAGGGCGCAACGGAAGACCAUAAAGCAGCUCGCCAGUGUUUGGGCCCCCAGUGAGACAUACCCAGGCCCAGGCCUCAUUAGCCAGCCUCAAGUGAAGGUGUCUGGUGAGAAAGCACCCAAUGAGUCCGGGGCACACAAGUGAUGGUGUGGUGCGCUGCUGGUACCAGGCAGUCACCUCUCAAUGUCCCAAUGCAACCCCACCCAGAGAACAUCGACAGCAUCAUAACUUUGCUGGUUAUCAUAGGAUUGCAACAUCCAGUCCUAGCAAGCAAUUUCACCAGAAUAAAAGUUAUACUUCUACCAAAAAAGAACAUUUUUAUGAGAAAAUACAGCAGUUUUAUGAGAAGAUCACAUGAAGGAUUCAGAGCCAUAAACAUUCAAUUCUUCUUAUACUAUGAUUUAUUUGAUUCUACGCUCAAUUCAUUCUUAUACUAUGAUCUAUUUUACUCUAUGUUGUAAAUAUUUGCACUUUUUUUCCCUAUAUUUUUUUAUAUUUACAUACAUGUCUGCACAGGAGAAGGAACUGCUUUAAACCUCAUUGCACAUGUGUAUAGUGACAAUAAAAGCCAUUCUAGUCUAUUCUGUUCUACAGUAUUUGCAAACUCAGCUAUUGUGUUGCAAGUUUGUCUUUUCCAGCCAUUUAAAACCAUUAUUGUUUUUAUUACGUGCACCAGAGCACGUCCGCCAGAGCAUUUCAAAACAACUCUCAUGAAAUAUCAGCCCCCCCCAGAAAAUAAUUAACCGCAAUUAGCAUUUGGUGACAAUUAUGAAAAAAGUCCCUUCUCACAGGAAAUGUGUGGCUGACAUUGAGCUGGGAAAGUAAAAUAAGCAUCAAUGAACUCGGUAGUUAAGAAUGUAAAAGAUCAUUUCCUUGUAUGCAAGAGCAACACCCUGACUCAUCUUGAACUCUUGAACUGCAGGCUCAUGCUGUAAAUUUAAUUGUUGAAAAAAAAAAAAGUUAUACAUUAUUGGGGAGCAGUGCAUGAUUUUAGCUGUUUGAAAAUGUACCAGAUCAUAACAUUUCAAUAUUUACAAUUUGCAAAUUUGCCUUCUAUGACUCUGUGGUGGCCUCAGCCAUCUUCUAUGCUGUGGGCUGCUGGAGAGGGGGCAGCACGGACAGGGACAGGAGCAGGAUAAAUAAACUGAUCAGGAGAGCGAGCUCUGUCCUGGACGGUCCUUUGGACUCCGUGGAGGAAGUGGGGGAGAGAAGGAUGUUGGCUAAGCUGACAUCCAUCAUGGACAACACCUCUCACCCGCUACAUGACACUGUUGUUUCCCUGAGCAGCUCCUUCAGCAGCAGACUGUUACACCCACGGU